Messenger RNA from Nematocida minor, 993 nucleotides. Its product is annotated as nucleolar protein 56. The transcript has a single exon. The annotation marks the transcript as partial. Gene Ontology annotation, molecular function: snoRNA binding. Gene Ontology annotation, cellular component: small-subunit processome; box C/D methylation guide snoRNP complex. The record is from RefSeq and is a predicted model, not a curated record. NCBI's taxonomy places the organism in Eukaryota, Fungi, Microsporidia.
GCUGACAAGGCGUACGCCCUGGAAAUGAAAGAGAUUGGGAUAAAAAUGGUGGAUGAGGAGAGCUCUCUCGAGCUGCUCAGAGCUGUGAGGGGCAAUGCUGAUUUUUUAUUUUCAGUUGACUUCCCCAGAGUGCAAAAGUCUCAAGUCAGCUUGUCGCACGCCAUCUCCAGAAAAAACAUAAAGUACGACAAUGCAAGAGAAGAUCACGCAGUUAUGCAGUGCAUCUCGAUGCUUGAUGAUAUGACAGUGGACAUAAACGACUAUUUCAUGCGAAUCAAAGAAAUGUACUCGUGGCACUUCCCAGAGCUCAUAGAUUUGUGCAAAACUCAGAUAGACUAUCUGGGAGCCAUUGGCACCGUAGGAAACAGAGAAACUGCAGAUAAAGAGGCAGUUCUGCAGCUGGAGAAUGGAGACGCCAUUGUGGACGCCAUGAACAACACAAUAGGAGGAGAUUUGACAGAAGAAGAUCUGACAAUGAUUAUGGAGCUUUCAGGUGUUGUGAUGGAAAAGAUAGAGCUGUACACACACGCGGUAGAGCAUCUGGAGAAGAGACUCUCCACUGUUGCGCCCAAUCUCACUGCGCUAGUUGGAAAGAUGGUGGCUGCCAGGCUUAUCCUUAAGGCCGGAGGGCUAAGCAAGCUUGCAAUGUGCCCAUCUUCCACAAUUCAGGUUCUUGGUGCAGAAAAGGCCCUUUUUAGAGCUAUGAAAAGCAAAGCAAAAACACCAAAGUACGGGCUUAUUUUCCACUCCUCGUUUAUCAACUCAACAGCACCAAGAAUGCGCGGGAGAGUAAGCAGAUACCUCAGCUCCAAGUGUGCACUCGCCAGCCGUAUUGACUGCUACUCGGAGAGAGUAACAGACGCGUACGGGGUGGCCAUGAAGGGCAUGGUGGAGGAAAGAGCCAAGGGAAAGAGCAUGCACCACAUGCCCACUGAUACAGUCUUGCAGAAAGUGUCCGAAGAUCUCGAAAAACAAAAUGUCGAAAAUCACUAG